AUGGAACAAACGGAUGUGACAUUGAAGCUUCUGAUUGACAAGAAAACAGAAAGAGUUCUUUACGGUGAAGCAGACAAGAAGUUCAUAGACUUUCUUGUCAAUGUACUUUCCCUCCCACUUGGGGGUGUAAUUAGGCUGUUGAAAAAGGAUGGCAUGGUGGGGUGUUUGGGAAAUCUGUACGAAAGUGUAGAAACGUUGAACAAUUCCUAUUUGCAGCCAAAUCAAAGCAGAGAUAUAGUCCUAAAACCAAAAAUCGUAUUCAAUUCUUUCACCAAACUUAUGCCUAAUGUUGAUGUCGUCCCUGCUGCAGCAACACCGCCUGCUAUAUUUUAUUGCGUCACUGGAUCAUAUUGCCGUGGUUAUGUUUCUUAUUCUUGUAGUGCAUUUUGUCCGAGUUGUAGCAAAAACUUGAGUCAAGCUUGUCGAUAUGUGACGCCUCCAAAAGCAGGAAAUCAGCCAGCUCCUGAUCGGGGCUUUGUUAAGGAUUUGGCCACUUACAUAGUCACGGAUGACCUCACUGUCAAGCACAUUUCUGAUUUCUCCAUUACAACUCUUUUGAAGAAGUUCAAUAUCAAAGAUGUGGAUUCUUUGGAGGAGAAAGUCAUCACUUUGGAUGUUAAUGAGGGUGUGGAAUUGCUAGAGGCUUCUUUGCAGUCGAAGACAGUUCUAACAAAUGCGUUUCUGAAAAGACGAAGAUCACACAUUGACAAUGAUGUUAAGCUUUCUGGAUCUCUGAGCCCUUCUGUUUAA
Cucumis sativus (cucumber) is the source of this 750-nucleotide messenger RNA. RefSeq lists its product as uncharacterized. NCBI's taxonomy places the organism in Eukaryota, Viridiplantae, Streptophyta, Magnoliopsida, Cucurbitales, Cucurbitaceae. The transcript is spliced from 2 exons. The record is from RefSeq and is a predicted model, not a curated record. The coding region runs from base 1 to 750 and encodes 249 amino acids.